AUGGGUGCGUUUGCCGGGAGUCGAACCCGGGUCUAUUGCUUGGAAGGCAAUUAUCCUAACCCUUGGACUACAAACGCUUGAUGCUGCUUCGAUGACAAUGGCAUCACAUAAGCAUAUAGAUAGUGCAUUCAAUCAAAGUGGUAAAAUAGUGGGUGUGUUCUGGAACUCGAGCGGCUAUAGGCAAUGGAGAUGACGCUCAGCCGCGGGCAGUGGAUGAGGCGGCACCUCGCAACCCUCUGCUUCCCUUCCUCUUCCUCUCUCACACCACUCCGCUUUCUCCCCAUCGCCAAUUCCAAUGCCCGAUUUCUCUCUUUCUCAGCUGCUGCCACUCUCCAAUCCAACGUCCCCCUCAACCCUAAAGUUAACUUAGAGUGCGACGGAGGUAUGGAAAUUCCAAUCAAGGGUUCCAUGGUGCUUUUGAAAGGGAUGAGAUAUCACGAGCUUGAGAAAUGGGUUCAGUCGCAUGGCUACAGGCCUGGUCAGGCUAUGAUGUUAUGGAAACGCUUGUACGGAAACAAUAUCUGGGCUCACUGCCAUGAAGAAUUAGAAGGUUUGAACAAGGAUUUCAAAAAGAUGUUAAGUGCACAUGCUGAAUUCAAGGCACUACACUUAAAGGAUAUGAUUUCAGCUUCAGAUGGAACCAAGAAGAUACUGUUCACUUUGGAGGAUGGACUAGUGAUUGAAACCGUUGUGAUUCCUUGUCCUAGAGGCCGGACUACAGUAUGCGUUUCUAGUCAAGUGGGGUGUGCCAUGAAUUGUCAGUUUUGUUACACCGGGAGAAUGGGACUGAAAAGAAAUUUAUCUGCUGCCGAGAUUGUGGAGCAGGCUGUGUUUGCAAGGCGACUGUUCUCACAUGAAGUUGGUAACAUAACAAAUGUUGUAUUCAUGGGGAUGGGCGAACCGCUUCACAACAUUGAGAAUGUUCUAAAAGCUGCUGACAUAAUGGUAGACGAGCAAGGUCUUCAAUUCAGUCCUCGUAAGGUUACUGUCUCGACUAGUGGUCUUGUUCCACAAUUAAAGCGUUUCCUUAAAGAAUCCAACUGUGCAUUAGCUGUCAGUUUGAAUGCUACCACGGAUGAGGUCAGAAAUUGGGUCAUGCCAAUCAACCGCAAGUAUAACCUUGAGCUACUUCUUGGUACACUUCGGGAGGAACUUCGCUUGAAACGCCACUACAAGGUCUUAUUCGAAUAUGUAAUGCUUGCUGGAGUGAACGACAGUGUCGAAGAUGCUAAGCGGUUGAUCAAUCUUGUCCAAGGCAUUCCUUGCAAGGUCAAUCUAAUAUCUUUCAAUCCCCAUUGUGGGUCAAACUUUAAGCCAACCACAGACGAGAAGAUGAUAGAGUUCCGCAACAUACUUGCAAAAGCAAGAGUGGUGGUCUUCGUACGACCCAGCAGAGGCGAUGAUCAGAUGGCCGCCUGUGGCCAGCUUGGCAAGCCGGGUGAAAUCCAGGCUCCCUUGCUCAAAGUCCCACUUAAGUUUCGGCCUGUGCUGGAUUCUUCGCUCUCAGCGUAGGGUUUGACCAAAUUUGCCUGGCUGCAUAUAACUUUUAUCUGGUUUCAGUUCUUGGAAAUCUGAUUGUUGUGAUCUCCCUACGUGCUCUGUCUGUUUCACCUUUUUUGUAGUAGCUUUUAGUUUUUAGUUACUCCAUAAGAAUGUUAGGGCUAGAGGUUGAAUGGAACCUUUCAAUAAAUGUACCAACUGAUAUAUACUCCUAUAUAUAUAUAUAUUAAUUCAUCAUUUUCUUAUUAA
Molecule: messenger RNA, 1749 nt
Organism: Salvia hispanica
Lineage: Eukaryota; Viridiplantae; Streptophyta; Magnoliopsida; Lamiales; Lamiaceae
Product: Radical SAM superfamily protein
Biological process (GO): rRNA base methylation; tRNA methylation
Molecular function (GO): RNA methyltransferase activity; iron-sulfur cluster binding
Source: RefSeq, a predicted model, not a curated record